Molecule: messenger RNA, 7109 nt
Organism: Trichobilharzia szidati
Lineage: Eukaryota; Metazoa; Platyhelminthes; Trematoda; Strigeidida; Schistosomatidae
Source: the annotation of a GenBank genome assembly
UCUUUGAAAGCGCUUCUCAGACGGUUUUACUAAUGCAAAUACUUUAAGGAUAGCGGUGUAGCAGUUCAAUGGAUUUAAAAGCUGAGGUGUUUUUCCUCAUUGUGAAGCUUUUAGAAAACGAAGGCUGUUCAAGUGCAGCUGAGUUGAUAAAAAAGUUUAUUGACGAGAAAAAAUUGUUACCUGAAAGAAUUAACACAGCUGGAGUAUCAUUCCACAAUACAUAUGACAACUAUGAUAGUCUCCAUAGCUUGAGUAGCCCGUCUUUAUUGGUAGAAUAUUAUGAGCUUUUGAUGAAGCUGGUGCACGAUGGCAAAAGUUGCUCAUCACAUGCGAAAACUUUGAUGGGAAUUCAAAGUAGGAUGAAAAAGUCGUUUCGUGCCAAAAGAACAGAAUUCAGUAUAGGCUUGAGAGAAUACAACAAGUCAAAGAAAUUGUUGUUGAAUCACCUACAUCGAUGCUCGAAGCUUCAGUUUCAUAUCCUCGCUCAUCGUACUGCUAUAUACUGUUUGGAGUUUGACAAACGUGGCAAAUAUGUUUUCACGGGUUCUGAUGAUUACACUAUAAAAAUCUGGUCUAUCAAAGGUUCGAGAAGUGCAUCAGCCUGUACUUUACGGCAUACUCUUCGAGGUCAUGUUGCAGAAAUAAUUGAGCUUGCCAUAUCUGCAGAUAAUCACUUACUAGCCUCAAUCGAUUCAAAUUGUUGUUUAGUCGUAUGGUGCUUACAAACUGGUCAACCAGUAGUAUCUGUACGCGGUUCACGUAAUAACCGCGUGUUAUCUGGUCUUGGUUUUCUUACUGUACCAAAAGUGGUGCUUUCUAAAGAUGAAGUUUUAUCUGAUUCCGGUGAGCGUAAGCAUCCUUCUGGUAUGCUUAUAGUAUCAUCGUUUGGUGGCUUUCUGCACAUAAUACCAUAUAUUCACACUGUUCGCUGUAAUUAUCAUUAUCGUCAUUAUCAUGCUGCUGACGAGUUUGGUAGCGCAACGAACGGUACUGAAAACAGAUGGAUAUGUUGUACUGUUGAAUUACUUCCAGCAAUUCGUUUCACAACAGCUUCUGAAGGUACCCCAAAUGUAUUUUGGCCAUCCAUUGCGUGUAUUGACAUUAGUCCCGGUGGACUUUUAGUGGCAGCUGGUUGUUCAGAUCAGAAUAUCCGUUUGUAUCAAUUCACGAAUCCAUUGAAACCAGAACCAGCUGGUAUACUGGCUGCUCAUGAGGAAAGUGUCAACAGUGUAGCAUUUAGUCAUUGUGGACUAAAAUUAGCUACUGGCAGUUCAGUUGGUGCAAGUUGUUGCUUAUGGAGACUUCAAGCUGGUCAAUGGAGAAGUAUGAAGUUACAAUUUGGUAAAAGAGUGAAAUGUCGUCCGUGUUUAUUAGUCUGGUCUAUACACGAUCAAUAUUUAAUCGCUUCCAUGAAGAAUGGAUCUGUUUACAUCUAUUUUGGACAUAGUGGACAAUUGGUCACAGUGAUUGAUGGACAUGAAGGCGCCAUUCAUGCUGUAUCUCCAUCACCAUUCGAUGAAAAUAUUUUAGCCACAGGUGGAGUUGACGGUCGUUUUCAACUGUGGAAUAUCUCAAAUCUUCGACGUUAUGAACAACAGCACAAAAAACAGUAUGAUGAAGAGAAUCAUCUUUUUGCUGAAACUGGUCAUACAUCGUCGACAGAACAGCCUCUCCUAUUUCAUCAUCGUUUCCCUCCUAGUGAAUUGGAUGUUACACAAGGUUUAGUAUGGCGUUUUAACGACCCAACAGAUGAUCAACCGAUAUGGCCUCGUCGAAUACCGAAUCCUUUCAUUCGUAGAAAUACUCGUGAACAGUCGAUGGUAGUGGCUGUAGAUCAGACGACGAAUUCAACAAGUGAGAACAUCACUGGUGCAGCUGGUGGUAGUACUAGUAAUAAUACGUCUAACCAUUCAUCAUCCCUUCGUACACUGACAGAAUCUCGUUCUACUUCAGGAACAAGAGGAGGUGGUGGUGGUGCAACAAAUAGUAGUAAUACAAAACUACAACGAAUAACCGCCUGCCGUGUAUUACCUACAGCUGAAGGUGUUGGAUUCCUUGUAGUUACAAAGAGUGGUGUCAUGUCAUUAUUUUCUCCAUCAGAAGAAUCUACAUCUUACACUUCUCAGUCCAGUAACGUUGAGUCAACACCAUUAGUUGAUGAACAAUUCCUUCACUGGGAAUUGGAUACAGCCGAAUGGAGAGAAGUUGUACCACAGAUGUCUACAAUGCAUAACAACAGUGAUUCCAAUCUACUUCGUAUAUAUGAGAAUACAUUACACGUAUUAGGAAGUCCUCCAGCACAACAAACUAUCUCUCCAGUGUCAAAUACCCGAGUUAAUUCAUCACGAAGAAGGUUACAGAACAAUAGUAUCAAUAAUAAUAAUAAUAACAAUAAUAAUAAUAUUGACUUCAAUAAUAAUAAUAACAAUAACAAUAGAAUAUCAGAUCCAUCUGAUGGCAACAGCAGUGUUCGUUAUACACCUCCACCUUGUGUCCUCUACGAGAUUGUACAUGCUCCAAGUGGUGUACCGUUUCAUCGAUUACCACCAGGUUAUUUAACAAAUUUCAGAGGAUUUCCAUAUCCAUCUAGACGUCAAAAAGAAAUACCAGGUCGUAGUCAUCUGGUAGAACCGUUGGAUUUAUUGCCAUCAGUAACAUUAGAUGAAGAAACUGAUGAAGAUAUCGUUGUGGAUGAUAUUCAAUUUUGUUCAAAUAUUCCACCAGAUUAUUGUCCAUUACCACAAUUAUCAAAUAAUGAACCAGUCCAUGGGAAAACGUAUUUAUGGUGUUCACCAUGGUUAACUAGUCAUACACCAUUAAUCGAGUCAUUUGAAGGAGAAGAGUUGAAUUUAAAAAUUGCUGAACAAAAUCGAAAAUAUGAAGAGGAGAAAAGUUUCUUUUGUGCUGGUGGUGAACCUGUUGUAUCUUUUGGCGAUGACUUUACUGCAUCAAAGAAUUCAACUGAACAAAUCAUCAUUAUGCAACCUGAAGGGAAUUGUUUCCACCGACCACAUAUAUCAUCACAGAAAUUACUUUCUCCAACAUUAUCAAAAACAUCAAAAUCGAAAACAAAUUCUUGUGAUGUACUAAAACAUGAUGAAAUAUCCGGGGAUGAAAAGAAAGCGGCAGAUGUAUCAAUGACAACUGCCAUCGCAAAUAUCAGUUCAGAACAAAUUGAUAGUAAAGAUUCAGGAAAUACUCUUCGUGUAUCUACCAGGUCUUCAACAUUACCACAAGUUAAUCCUAGUCAACCUUCAGUCUCUCUUACAAUACCAACAGAUGAUCAAGAUGAUGCUGAAGGUCAAGAUGAUUCUUCUGAGGAAUCUGAAUGGUCAGCACAUAUUGAUGUUGAUAUUGGAUGGUGGAGAAGGCAACGUCGUCGAAGAACUCGACGUCAAGUGGCAAUGAUAAAUGGAGCUGAUAUAUCCGCUUCAAAUGAUGCUGAUCAGAUAAAUUCUAAUGAUUUAGACAGUCUAGAAAUGGAACUUGAUCAAGAUGAUACCAAUAUAGAAAUGAUAUCUUAUGAUGAUAUCGGGGAUGCAUCUCUUUCCUCUGGUUAUACAGAAACUAAUCAAAGUGGGUCGAAUAUGGAAGGGAAUGUUCGACGUUCCCUGCGUCAACAACGUCGUCUCCUCUUGAAGAGAAGACUUCUACGAGAGGCGAAAAGAGCUGAAGCAAGAGCUAAAAAAGCAGAAAUUGAAAGGAGAUGUUCAUCGGCACGUCGUUCUCGUCGGUUUCUACGCCUAUCUAAUGAUGAUAGUAGUAGAAUAGAUGAAGAUUCUACAAGUCGUGAUACAUGUAUGCCUGAAUCUUCUAGUCGUCAAUCUUGCAAGUCAGCGCAAGUGACUGAAACUGUAAAAAAUGAAGCCUUAUCGUCGAGAAGAGAACGUCUUAAACGCCGUCUAGUUCGUAGUGUUGAUUACGCUGUCAUGACAGGUAGUCGACUACCGUUAUCUAGAAUUCCAUUAGACUGUUACCUUUCUCCGAACUGUGAAGGUGAAGAAGAAGGAGUCAGUGGAAACAAUUUUAUUCUUCCGUAUACAAAUAUCAUUCGUUGGCGUGGUCCUUACUUCGAUUGGUUAUCAACGUUGGCGCCUGCUGCUUCACCAUAUCUACCACAAGCGGGUGAUCGUGUUGUCUACCUAUAUCGUGGUCAUCAAGAUUAUUUAUCUAAAGCUUGGGAAUGUGGAAGUCUACCGUUGAUGGAAGGCUUAGGCGGCAAAGAGGGAAAUAAUAGGUCAUCGCCACAACAACAGUCACCUUGGAUAGUUUGGCCUGGUAUACCUCAAUUCUUAUGUUGUACUGUCGUCAAAAUCACUUAUCAUAUUGUACGUAUUGCUGGUAGUCAGUCGCAUUCAUCACGUUCCAAUGUACGUUACAAGAAGACAAGAAAACAUUCCUACGCUACGAAGUGUCUUCGACAAUCACAACAAUUAGUCAAUCUAAAGGAUUUAAAUUCCACCUGCCAUGAUGAAGACCAGAAAUUUCCAUUGUGCUCGUCCGCCUCCUCCUCCUCCUCGACGUCGUCGUCAGCAUCAUCCUCAUCAUCAGCGAAUUCUUCAGCAUCAGUGAAAACUAGUGAAUGUCCAGUAGUCGCAUCCACUAGUUUCACUAAUACACGUACACACUCACCUUUGCCAACUUCAUCAUCCUAUGACAGUGGGGAUAGUUUUGUUCGACUUAUCACUUUACACCUGGAAAUUGAACAAGAGCAACCUUACAAGAAUUUAAAGUGUUAUAGUAAUAAUAAUAAUACCAGCUCCAGUGAUGGAUAUUAUUCACACAACUGUAAAGAACAGCAGCAGCAGCCUACAACCAUCUAUGUCACUUAUCAUGAUGUUGAUGGAAUUUUAGAAUUCAUCUUUCUUCGUAGGAUAUUUGAUGCAGCUUUGAAAAGAAAAUGGAAACCAGGUGAUUUAUUUAUAUGUCCAGUUGGUGAUUCAUGGUGGCGUGGUUAUGUAAUCAAAAGUCUAAUGAAUACAGAUACGCUGGCAUCACAACCAAGUACAUCAAAAAUGACGCUUGAUCCAUCGACGUUAUACGCAUCAACAACUUCUUACUUAGUUCGUUGGUUAGAUGAGAAUGAACCAUCUCUAAUUAAUAAUAGUACAAUAAUAGAUAAUAUGAUGAAUAACCUUCAACACGUUGAUGAUGAUGAUGCUGUUAUUAUGACAUCAUUAGAAAAGUUACCAGAGAAUUGUGAUCAUUUAAAUGCAUGGGAUAUGUAUAAAUGGUAUCCAGAAAGUGAAAUGAAGGAAGAUGGCACCACCUCUUUAGAAUAUACUUUGUCCGGAGGUCUAAUUAAUGGAUAUGUGUAUAUUUCACAUGAACAAUUGUGUCUUCUCUAUGGGACUUCAAAAUAUUGGAAUGUAACUCAUCAAUCAGAUGCUUAUCUAUCAGAAAUUAAACGUAUUGUUGAAUGUAUUGCUCAGAUAAUGACGUUAGAGAUUAGUGAUGAUUUUAUACAACCGGUUGAUUUAGCAGCUUAUCCAGAUUAUCUAUUUAUUAAUGCAUUUCCAAUUGACUUGACAUUCAUACUAAAUCGUCUCCUCAAUGGAUUUUAUCGUCAACCGGAAUCUUUAAAAUCUGAUUUUAUACAAUUACUAGAAAAUACUGAACGUUAUAAUCUGCCUGAUUCAAUUAUUGUGCAAAAUGCUCAAUUAGUUUGUCAGUUAGGAUUAUAUUGUAUUGAAAAUACUGUUGAUAGUUCUGAUAUUCUGGAAAGGUAUAAAGUUCUCAAGUCUUCCAGUAUUCCAUCUCCACUGAAUUCAGAAAACAACAAUACUCAUGCUUUGUUAUCGACUGUUGCUUCUCCUUCUUCUUCAUCAUUGAAUCCUCCUAAAACUCGUCAUGUCACUGGAAGAAGAAGAAGGCGACGUACUCAUCAAAGUAGAAUACAGUAUUUUGGUAGGAAGCGGAAAUUCGGCAGUAGAUUUCAGUCUACUGAACAACAACAACAAAAGAAUGAAGUAUGUCGAAGGUCAUCGUCAAGGUUAGCCAACUUGUCAAUAAGUGGUGGUACAGAGUCUGCCAGCCAUUAUGUGGACAAUCACAAUAGUAGCACUACUAGUGGUGGUGGUAGUGAUGACCUAAAGAGUCCCACAUUACGUAACCGAUUCAAUGUGAUGCAAGAGGAGAAAUCAUCAGCAUCAUCAUCGCUGGCAACGUCGCCACCGCCGCCUCCGAGGAAUACUACCUUAACUAGAAGCGGUUGUUUUAUCCUCCUAAGAUCUUGGAUCACUCGAAGUUUAGGUAUGAUCAAAACGUUAUCGAAUAAUCCUAGAAGUUUAUUUUUCGCCAGACCUAUAAAUCCAUUUAAAUAUCCACAAUAUCAUGAGGCUAUUGAAAAUCCAAUGGAUUUAUCACUGAUUCAACACAGGUUAAUCACAGCCCGAAGUAAAUUGAAUGCAUCCAAGCAACGUUUUCUUCGUGGUCAACUUCAAUGUGAAUAUACACCGAAUGAUAUGUUGAAUGAUUUAAGGCUAAUUAUAUCUAAUGCAAAACAAUGUCACAGUGUAGAUAGAGAGAAUGAAAUGUUGUAUGAUGAUAUCAUAUGGUUAGAGAGUUGGAUCAAUGACGUGGUUAAACCAUAUUUAUCGAAUAUUUCAAAUUCAUUAUUGUCAUCCAAAUCACAAAAUAUGGAUGAAAAGAAUGCUGAAUUUUCACCAUCAAGAGGUAUCGCCUCGUCUUCAUUGACGACACAGUCAGGCACUAUACGAACUUCCAGUGGUCGUAUUGUGAAACCUCCACCACGUGAUUCAUCACAAGAAUUCUCACUAUCUUUAUCUGAUGAAUACGAUGACAGAUCAGAUUGUUCACAUGAUAAACGUAAACGCACAGUAAGAUCUCACCAACAAAGACUGAAAACACCAUCAUGCUCAUCAAGCAAUACACUGCCUUGUAGAAAUCAACUUCAUUCAUCAACACGACGUUAUGCUAAACGUGGACGCCCUCCUCGUGUUGGUGUUGUAUGUCGUCCUACAGAGUCAGCAGUAUCGUAUACAUCACCGUUAGAGGAUGUGUCCAAUAACACUCUACGGCGUAGUACACGUAAACGAAGAUUGAUAACCAGUUAUGAUGGAUUAGAAGACAAUGAAGAUUGGGAAUAA